Messenger RNA from Durusdinium trenchii, 3879 nucleotides. Lineage: Eukaryota; Dinophyceae; Suessiales; Symbiodiniaceae. The record is from the annotation of a GenBank genome assembly.
AGCGGCGUUCCAAUGUUGUGCGGCAACCCGUAGCCUGCCAAGCGACACAUGAAAAUUCAUAUUUGUGCAGCCUUUCUGUACACCAUCCAGUCCUUGCGUGUUCACUCACUUCGCGAGCCAAAUGAAGACCAGAAGAACGAGCUGAAGACUGACGCUGGAGCAGCGGAGGAGUGUGGCAAGGUGUGUAGGAUUGCAAAUGAGGCGCCUAUGAAUACGAGUCAGAGGAAGGCCUUUGACGACGAGCGCCGCUACAUCAAAAAGCCUCGAGAACGAGACAUCCCAAGCUGGAUGGAGAUGUUUAGCAAGGAUUCCAAUGGACCACUACAUAUGGCAUUGGGUAGUUCCAUUUUGGCGGUGUCGCUGGCACUGGCACUGACGACAAAGCCACGAAAAAGAAAGGGGCUUCUCACGUUUUCCAAGGCUGAAAGGCCCAAGUUUAUCUACGAGGCGAAGGAAGACGCCGAUGUCGAUGCUGAAGGAAGUGACGACGAGAUCACCGAGGCUUCGCAUGAGCCAUCUUCUCCGUCAAAGGCGCCAACGACGCUGAAGUUGGGCCCCGGGAUGCGCUUCCUAGAUGAGGAGCUUGAACAGGAGUGGGAGAAGGAGAGCUAUUUUCGAAAUGUGCAGCGCGGGGCGGUGCUGUUGGCCCUGGUGGCCUGCGGCAUGAUCUUCGACCGCUUCUACGCCUUCUGGGAGCUCCGAAGCUGCAAAGGGGACCAAUGGCGGAUAUUCCAGCUCUUGCAGAUAGUAGCCAUGAUUGUAUUGGCGAAGGUGUUUGCCUUCUUAUUCAUGGUGCCAGCAAUGGAGGGAGCUGGAGUUGAGCUUGGCGAGAGAAGCAAGAUGCUUUGGGACCUCGCAUAUUGGCUGGUGAUAGGCUUCUUCUCUCUUUUCUUCCUUGCGGUCAACGUACCACCCUUUAAUCCAUCCUGCGAAAUGCUGGCGUUGAUGGCAACUGGAGAGAUGUGCAGUGACCCAGCCCUUGGGUUGGCGAACAAGAAGAUGGAUUGCACACUGCAAGGACACACUGCUUGUCAGAUGUUUCAACUGUGGAUGCUCAUCAUGCCCUACAGCUUGCCACAGUUUCGAUGUUGGCACUUUACCUUCAUUUGGCUGGUGUUUCUAUAUGUGGGCUUCAGUUGGCUCUACGCAGAAGUCACAGACGAAUCGACCCAUAUGGUUGACGUGCCUUUGCAUUCCUGCAUGCUGAUUGUGACAGCAGCCUUGGGAACAAUGAAGAAGUACUACCUGGAGAAGGGCAUGCGGCGGCAAUUCUUGGAGGACAAUGAGCAGCGGAAGGCUCUUGAACGCCUGUACAGCAUCUUCGAUGGCAUGGUGCCCAAAUAUGUCAUUCCGCGAAUGCUCACACAGGAGCCAAUUUGUGACUACCGAGAGCGGGUCACCAUCCUUUUCGUUUUAAUUCAUGACUUUCACGUGAGUGAUGCGAAUGCGGCGCUGACUUUCCUCAACGAGUAUUUUGGAAAGAUGGAUGAUAUUUGCGCAGCUCACAAGGUCACGAAGAUCGAGACCGUGGCGGAGGAAUACGUGGCCUGCGUGGGUGUUCUUCCUGAAGACCUGCCGACGGACACCUCCGAUCCGGUGAAGCAUCACCAAAGCUUGUUGCUGCGACUCUUCAGUGCGGCCUAUGAGAUCCAAAAGCUCCAAGACACUGCACAGAAGAAGUUCAAGAUGGGCAUGCACACUGGCGCGAUCCGUGCGGGGGUCAUCGGCCGAAAGCUGCCGCGCUUCCGACUUUUUGGAGACACCAUCAACACCUCGGCGAGGAUGAUGCAGAAGGCUGAGCCUGGGGAGUUGAUGUUUGGAGAACAGACCAACGACUUGCUGCCGGACACAUUGAAGGCCGCCUCCAAGGCCUAUCGAAAUAAGGAAGGCGGCGACACUGUCAAGAUGAAAGGCAAGGGAGAUGUGAAAGUCUUCCUUUUUGAUGCCGCAAACUUCACGACUGGUGGCUCCACGGCUACUUCAACCAGAGAAGGCCCUGAGAAGCCCAAGGAGAUGGAGGUGAAACACGAAGUGGACAAAGUGAUGCGCCACGUGGCUGGAGGGAACCACGUGCCGCGGCAAUUGUUGCCCUUCAUCCUCUCAGAGAAGGCAGACUUCACGACGGAGGAAGAGCUCCAACGGAAAAAGCACAUGUUCUCGGAGGCAACAUUCCAGAUGUGGUUCCACAUGGGCUUUGUGCGCAAGUUUCGCUUGCGGCUGCAUCGCCAGCUCUUGCUCAUGGCAUUUAUGACGGUCUGCGAUUUGAUCCACAUGGAGCAUGCCCAAGCGUGGGAGAAACAGGACAAGAACCCGGGCCUUUUGCCACCGUUCCCUGAUCAACGCUUUAUGGGGCUGCUGCUUUGUCGUUGCUUGUGUUUGGCUGUUGGCGUGGCCUGGUCCUUCUUCGCAAGGACUGAAGCCUUUCGAGAGAAGGUUCAGGAGGUUCAGUGGGGCUUGGUGGCCUCAAAUGUCAUUGUGGCGACGUUGAUGUUCGUUUCCUACGAUGCCAUGAUUUUCCCUCAGAUCGACAAACCGUACACUGAGAUGCACUUCUUGGACUAUUUGAACCAACAGCAAUCCUUGAUUUUCGUCCUUGCGUACUUCAUUGUGACCAAUACACAUCCAACACUUUUCUAUCAGUCUUUGGUGUACAUCCCUGCUGGGCUGAUCUUCAUGGGCAUCCGUGACAGAACUGGUCUCUACAUCUCCAACAUUGGUCGAGUUAUUUUCCUUUGCACCGUCUUGAUCAGCUGCUUGCUGGCGCACUUAUUGGAGCAAACAAGCCGAGCACGCUUCAAGGCCAAGCAGCGUGUGGAAGCCACACAGGAUACCAUCGAAACAGUGCUGACGAGCUUGAUGCCAACGCAAGUGCUGGAGGAAAUCAAAACGAGUCCAGGCAGAAGUCACUCGUACCAUCAAGCCACCAUUGCCCAAUCCGACUUAUGCGGCUUCACUCAGCUGGCCUCCGAUAGGACGCCAGAGGAAGUGGUAGAAUUCGUGAAGGAUUUGUUUGGGAGGUUUGAUAUCCUCACGGACAGAUUCAACGUCUACAAGGUUGAGACGGUGGGAGAUGCAUACAUUGCAGGCAUGGCUGAGCCACCCCUGACAGCAAAGCAGUCCCCCAUUGAGGUCGUGAAGUUUGGAAUGGCAAUGAUUGAGGCCGGCUACUGUGCUCUUCUAUGUCAUCAACUUCCCUUAUCGAAGCGUCCAUUCGGACAAGAUCGAACCGUCGUGACCUGUCGGGUGGGUGUCCACCACGGCCAAUGCGUCGGUGGCGUGGUUGGCAAGGGCAUGCAACGUUACCACCUCUUUGGGAACUUUAUGUCGCAGCUUGAUACCUUGGAAGCCACGAGCCGUGAGGGGAUUACCCAGAUCAGCUCCGCCUGCAAGGAUGCCAUUGUGAUGGAACGGCUGGGGCGGAAGGCCACUUCGGAGGCAGCCUUUGAGACUCUUCUCAAGGACGAGCUCCGCUGCUGGGGCGUGUCAUUCGGUGCCACGCCGCUGGAAGCUGCGCAGCAUCGCUCACUGGGCCGUAGUGGGUGUUGGGCGUUUUCAGAUGGUGAACACAUGCUGUUCUACUCCAUGAAGGGAGACGUGGAGGCCCUCGCUCACCGUUCCACCGUGCCUCCGGACCUCACCCGGGAAGCUCACGGCGUCACGGCUGCGACGCCGUGCCGCAGGAGUUCGCAGGGUGAAGAGCAUGAUUACGAGGAGGUCGGUGGAAAGACCUACCUCAUCUACAAGGACACCGAAGCAGCCGAGGCAGCGCAGUCAGCAUGAUCUUCAUGAUCUCAAAGGUGAUGCAGACGUUCUCCGACGUUCUACCUAGUUUGGUUUCACAGGGUGUGUAGCCGUGGUGUGUAGCUGAGCGCCAAUCGC